CCAGCCGGUCGUGUCUUUCAACGCACAAACCGUGGACUUCGGAAUACUUCAAAUAAGGCUCACAAACUGAUUUCGGUCUGUGGGGUCGUGUGUUACAGGUCUGUCGGGUUGCUCAUGGUCGACCAUGGAUGAGGAGGACAGCCAGGACGAGCUGAUCGCCAGAAGCUCCUCCCACCGACGGGGCAAACGGCCUGUCUCGUCUAUCAUCUCGGACGAAGAGGAAGACAGCGAUGAGAGCCGGGGUGAUUCCGGGGCAGGAGAGAGUGAAAGUGGGGACGACAACGAUGAUGAUGAUGAUGAUGAAGGAGAAGAGGAAGACGAAGAGAACCUGGACGGAGAGGAUGACGAGGAAGAGGAGGAGGAAGACGAAGAGGAGGAGGAUGACAGCGAUGGGGAGGGGCGCGACGCAGCGAAGGCGGGGCUAGAAGGAGCCGUGGGCGGAGCAACGGGCGGAGUCCCGGCCGACCUGUCCUACCUCAGCUCGGACGAAGACGCGGAAAAGUGCCCCAUCUGCCUCAACUCCUUCCACGAGCAGCCGGUGGCCACGCCCGAGAGCUGCGCGCACUACUUCUGCCUGGACUGCAUCCUGGAGUGGUCCAAGAAUGCAAACUCCUGUCCCGUCGACCGGAUUGUCUUCAACAAAAUCUGCGUGAGGAAAAAUCACGGGGGUAAAGUUCAGAAAGUGAUCACCCUGCAGAAGCCAGCAAAGGCGGGUCAGGUGGUGGAGGAGCCGGAGCUGGACCACACUAACUGUGAGGUGUGCGGUCAGAGUGACCGCGAAGACCGCCUGCUGCUGUGCGACGGCUGCGAUGCGGGGUACCACAUGGAGUGCCUGACCCCUCCGCUGAACGCAGUCCCCGUGGAAGAGUGGUUCUGCCCGCAAUGUUCCCCCAACAGUGGCCGCUCAGGUGCGUCCGCUGCAGUUGGGGCGGGGGACGUGAUCCCCACCACCAGCCGCCGAACGCGGGCGUCUGCGGCGGGGCCGACCCGCGCCAUCGCCCGCACGCAGCAGAGCGAGAGGGUCCGGGCCAACGUCAACCGGAACCGCAUCACACAGGCACGCGCCCCGGCCGAGCAGGCUCCCAGGUUGUCCACCUGGCUGGACGAUGCCAUAAACGCGGUGGUGGCAGGAUUGAGCACCGCCGUGUAUGUGCGCGACCUCACCCCUCGGCCCGGGACCAGCAGGAGACGCCGCACCGUUAGACGGAGGAAGACCAGGAGCAAGGUGUCGCGGAUAAACGAGAAGACGGGCGAAAAGAUGGGGGGAAAGACGAGAGGGAAGGGCGUUAAGCGACGGAGACGGCGGCGCACCAGGAGGACUAAAUCCCGCAGGAAGCUGGUGACGAAGGAGCCCACUGCCCGCUCCCGCAUCGCCAAGAGCCUGGGUUUGGGCAAGCCGUCCCGGAGCACCUCCAUCCCAUCCGUGUACCGCCCCACCGAGCAGAGUCUGGGCAGCAUGCGGGCCGACAUCGGCGCUGCCUCCCUGUCCGUCUACGGGGACCCCUUCGACCUGGACCCCUUCGACGACGAGAACGAACAGUCCUCAGGACCCCCCUCCCCAGUGGCAGUAAAGAGGCAGGGCCUCUCUCGCUCCGCCCUACGCUCCCACCAACCUGUGGCUCGACCAAUCCCGGUUGGCCUCCCCAGGCGGGGCCUUGGUAUCCCUGCGCGGGAGGUGGAUGCAGAGGCUGCUCCUGUCCCAGACCUGCUGGGCAGCAUCAUGUCCGGCCAGAGCAUACUGAUGAUGGACAGCUCGGAUGUGGUCAUCCGCAGAGACGGCACUCUGAAGGCCAUCAAACCUGUUAGUGUACCGUCUCCGAAGGCUGGCAGUUCAAGGGUUUCUGGGAGUGCUUGUUCGCCUGCAGCAGGUACCCAUGCGGGAACGCCUCCAUGGUCCGGAACUAGCCCCUGUGGCGGCAGCGGUGAUACUGGGCCACCCUGCAUCCUCCCAGGCCGGCCCUCCUCAUUGUCCAGCUCGUUCUCACCCCUACCCACUUCCCCUCGACCGGGCUACUCUCCCCCUCUGCACGCCGACACGCCGAGAGAUGCUCAGCCCCGUCCCCGCCCCACCCCGGGUCUGCCCCCCAGAACCGGCUCUCCUGGGAGUCACCUCAGUGGUGCUUUCAGAGGGAGGGAGCCAAUGGCAGUGGCCAUGGCGAUGGAAACGGGCCCAGUAAAAAAGCCCCUGCCCAAACCGGUGUGGGUGGACGUCUCCGCUCUGCCCCGGAUCCCAAAGAUCAGGAGGGAGUCGAGAGACGAGAACAGAGGCAGUAACAAUGGGUUCCCCGAUUCCUGUAUGAACAGCCUGGCAGGCACCAGGGGACGUCAGCAAGCCGUGGAUCAGGGGGCCUCCAGGGAUAACCAGGGGCGAGUGCAGGGCAGUGGGAGAUCAGGGCAGGAAGGAGCAGGCACCUCGUCUGCCCUGUCCCACUCCUCCACCUUCUCCUCCUCCUCCUCCUCCUCCAGCUCCCCCGCCAACGCCAGCGGUUCCACUUCCUCUACCUCUUCCACGGUCAGUUUCCGGAUCAACGCCAGCGCAAACUCCUGGCACGCCCGGCGACUGGCCGCCGCGGGGUCGUUCACCAACCCCCUGGAGCCCGCGAAGGACGACUCCUGGAAGCAGCGGCUAAAGAACAAACGGCUGCUGCUGUCAUCCGCACGCUCGCAGAGCAAGGAGAGCACCAGCGCCACCAACUUCUACGACCCCUUCGACCCGACAGGCUCGGGCUCCGAUGGAUCCGACAGCGGCCCCGAGGUCGAGAACGCAAGCGGCGUGACCCAGGUCUCCAAGCCGGCGAUAAAGAGAGGUCAACCCUCCGGGUCGGAAUCGACAUACGACGGGGAGUGUACUGGCCACCGUAUUAAAGAGGAAACACUGGACGGUGAUGCGAUGGAUAUUGAUGGUGAGCUCAUGGACGUGGAUGACAGCCCAGGUGUGGUGGGAAAGGAGCAGCCAGAAGGGGUGGAGGUGAAAGAGGAGCCAGAAGGCAUCGAGGAGGAGGAGGAGGAGGAGGAGGAACGGCAGCCAGAAGGUCGGGCAGUGAAGGAGGUGGUGAAAGGCUUGGAUGGGAAGGUGCCAGAUGGUGUGGAGGUGGCAGGCAUAGAGGAGGUGGUACCACAAGGUGUGCAGGUGAAGGAGGAGCUUGAACGUGUGCAGAAAACAUCCAAGUCUGACGAGUUGAGCACCCAGCCUACAUCUGAAGUGCGGGCCGAUGCAGCCGCCAAAGGAACAGAGCCCACAAAGCAGAACCUUCUGCCUGCAAAGCGAUCUCGCUUCCAGUCAAGGUCCCGGUCCAGUUCGGCCUCUAGCCACCACAAUAAGAAUGUCAAAUCUGAGCAGAAACAGGCGCCCAAGAACCAUCACUCAAGAUCAAAGUCCCGGUCGAGAUCAAAGUCGCGGUCUUCUGCAGAAAGGAAUCGGCCGUCUGGCGGGAUUAAGCGGUCGAAGGAGCGCAGGUCCUCCUCGUGCAGCCCGGACUCCCAGCGCAGGAAGACAGAGGUGGGAGGCAAGAGCCAGACAAAGCGUACCCGACGUUCACACUCCAAGGAAAGGAGGAGGACGCGAUCCCCAUCGGACAGCUCAAACUCCGAUGCCUCCGAGCGGUCGAGGGGGAACAGGCGAAGGUCGCGGUCUCGAUCGCGGUCAAAAGACAGAAGGCGGUCUCGCUCUACCAGUGAAGAACGGUCGAGGAGGAGGAAACACAGGAACGAUAGUCGUGAGAGAUACUCCCACAGGGAGAACAGAAGGAGUAGAGAGUCGAAGGACAAGAGACGAGGUCGGUCGCGUUCCAGAUCAAGGUCCAGGUCGCGGUCGAGAUCACGGUCCCAAUCCAGAGAGAGGAGGAAGGACUGGAAGUGGUCGCAAUCCACUUCCAGGUCAAAGGACAGAGGUCGGUCGAGGUCAAAGGAUCGGAGACGAGGGAGGUCACGGUCCAGAGAGAAAAGAAGUGAAGCCCGCCCAUCGCAAGGCUCUCACUCGGCGGCGCUCAGGAGCGCUCCGAAAACAAGAUACCCCGCAUCGGAUCCCAGAGACGCCAGGGACUCCAAAGAGGAGAAGAGGGAAAAAAUAGUCAGUCUAUCAAGCUCUAUCAAAGUGGAGAGCAAAUCCAAAAAGGAACCGGCGGUUAAAGCCGAAAGGGCCCCCGCCCUCGGCGCGGUCAGAGAGAACGAGCCUAAAGUAAUUAAAGUGGAAACGGCCGUCCCUCUCAAAGACGGGGGCCUGAGUGAAACCGGAGAGAGAACAUCGGCGUCUCUCAGCUCGGUGAAAGAAGAGAAGCACCCCAUAGAAAGUGACAAAAGGCCCACCUCACCCAGUGUGAGGGCAGAGAGGGAGGUGAAUAAAGAGGACACUGAAAAUGUCAAGCUCUUUUCUCAUAUUGAGAUCAAGGAGCAGAAUGAACCUGAAGAGACUGGUAGCAAAUUGCUCAGACCUCUUGGCCCUGUUAAAGGUGAGAGCACACUUAAGGAUUGCAAGAGCGAACCCACUUCCGUUGGUAUGGAUGAGGAAUGGCCCAUCAUGGCUCAAGAAGACGAGAGAAAAGAUGAGGAGAAGAGGAACCAGGAAAGGGCGAUUACCGAAACUGAGCUGAAGACUGAGGCGGUUAUGGAGAGAGCAAGCGAAACGGUGCUGGUAUUGCCUGAACCAUCUGCGGUGUCAUCCUGCCAGGCGGUUAAAUGGGAGCCAGGCCCUGCUUUGGAGGACGGCCAAGAGGGGGUGCCGGCCCUGAAUAUCCUUGCUUUAGAGUAUGCGGAAGAGACCACCGAGGACAUACUUCCACCCGAAACCGACCUGGUGAAACAGGAAAAGGAGGAGCUUUCCACAGACGAAGACAUCAACGUGGACUACAUCCUAGACUGCCUGGACUUUGUAAAAGGAGGAAAGGCUGAGUCCACCCAGGAAAGGGAUUUGACCUCGGGCGCAGCGGUUCCGGAUGUGCCCCCGGUAGCGGUCAAGCCUGAAGUGGAGCCCGUUCCAGUCACGGCCAGCGCCAAACCCAAACCCGCGGGCAAGAGGGUCACCUGGAACCUUCAGGAUGCAGACCAGUCCCCCGUGGAGAAAACUGGAAAGCUCAACAAGUUGAAGCAGAGUCUGAAAGAGGGAUCUCGAAAAUCCGCCAACUUCAGCCUGACUUCAGAGCAGAAACAGGAAUUUGCCCAGCCAGCUGCGGUGCCACUGGGGGAAACCGCCACCCAUGUGACCAAGAAAGGGCCAAUGGCCGCGGUGCCCUCUGCUGGGCCUUCCGGAUCCCAAGUCCAGACAGGUGUGCAGGACCCCACACCGGGAGGGUCAAAAACCAAGGAGGAAUCCCAGGAAACCACGUACAUGAAGAAGCUGCACAUGCAGGAGCGAGCCAUUGAGGAAGUGAAGCUGGCCAUUAAGCCCUUCUACCAGAAGAGGAGCAUCACCAAAGACGAGUACAAAGACAUCCUGCGCAAAGCCGUGCAGAAGGUGUGCCACAGCAAAAGUGGGGAGAUAAACCCGGUGAAGGUGGCCAAUCUGGUGAAGGCCUACGUGGACAAGUACAAACACACCAGGAAACACAAGAAAGACGACGGCGGGAAGGCCAAGGAGCCGGACACCCCCUGAAGGCCAGCCUCCGGCUGCCAGUCAAGGAGCAUCACCUUCUCCAUUGGCCCAGUGAUCCCCUGAAAAGAUUUCAGCUGUCAAUUUGGGGGAAGACCACCCCGCCUGCCCAUUUGGUCCUGAGGUGCGUCACCCCAUGAAGGCCAGCUUUCAACGGUUCUUUGGGGGGGAAGACACUCUUCUCCACUGGCCCAGUGAUCCCCCCCAAUGGCUGGCUUAUACCUGUCAGACCACCAUCUCCUCAUUUGACCCCUGAAACUCCGCCCACCGAAGACUAGCCUUCAGUUGUCAGUCAUGGGAAGACUGCCUCCUAUCCAGGCAAUGUCUGUUCAUAUCCUCUUUGCUGUUCUUUUACAGUUCAACUUUAAUCUGAGUUUAUGUGCAGGAAGACCUGUAGGACACACAAGGGCUUUGAGAACUCUGCCUUUUUUUUCUUUUUCUUUUUUCUUUCCCUCCCCUUGUUGUAGAUAUUUUAAAGGAAGAUGACAGCACUGUAUUCUUGAAUAUUUAAUUUUGUCUACAGUUGUGGUCUGUGUGGGGUCAGUAAAACACAGUGAACCUA
Molecule: messenger RNA, 6146 nt
Organism: Conger conger (European conger)
Lineage: Eukaryota; Metazoa; Chordata; Actinopteri; Anguilliformes; Congridae
Gene: phrf1
Product: PHD and ring finger domains 1
Exons: 18
Coding region: 125-5587 (1820 amino acids)
Source: RefSeq, a predicted model, not a curated record